AGCCCUUGUUUUUUGUUGUAUCCACUUAAAACAUUAACGUUACAUACUUUAUACGGUUUACAACGUACCACUCUUUCCUACUGAUGUAACCUUCCGCCACUACAACAAUCCUUUUCGCGGUCUGCUGUGGGGUCGAGGGUUGUGUUAUGAGGGUUGUAUUUACACAGUAAAAUGAUUUGGCGCUGCUUCAUCUGCUGCCUUUUUGUGGCAGUGACAUUAAGAGCAUUGCUGAACCACAUUAAUACCGUACACAGCCGUAGUCCGAAUUUCCGUGUCAUCUGUGGCAUUGACGGCUGCACUCAGGAAUACAGAGUGUACAACUCUUUUUACUACCACGUCAGACGGAGCCAUGCCUCGCAUCUUCUCAGCCGCAAAUGUAUGAGGCACAGUGGAGACCGAACGGCGGAUAAAGCCACGGAGGACAGUGCGGGGCCGUGUACAUCUAGAUAUGUUCCAAUGCAACCGAGGGAAAGAUGUUUCGAGAAUUUUGAUGUACCUAGCAUUCAGUCAGCACUUGAGGCACGCGAACCCACCACAGCAAGCAUACCUGGAUGUGUUGUUAGUGAUGCUGGCCGCUCGACCGCUGAACAUGGCCGAGGUCACGCCGCUCCAGCCCCGGAUGGCGCUCCGCCAGCUUCUACUGAAGACGCAACGCUUACAGUCCAGGAGGAACAGGACGAAGCAUUACCUGAAUCUUCACAACUAGGAGAAAGUGCUAUACAUGAAGAUACUAAUGUGGAUCUACUGAAGAAACAUGCCACUGCCUUUGUGCUUUCUGCAAGAGAGAAACACCAUCUAUCACAGAGUGCAGUCAAUGAUAUUGUAGCUGGAGUGCAGAACUACCAAGCUUCACUGCUGGACACUUUGAGGAAUCAGAUGACACGGGUAUUUCAGAGACAUCCAGAAGCUACAGAUCAGCUGCUUAGUGAGUCAUUGGACAUUUUUAAUAAUUUUGAAGACCCAUUUGCCAGAGUUUCAACUACAUAUAUGCAAGACUCAGCUGUCAAGGAGCUGUUUGGGGUAGUGGAAGCACAAGAAAUUGAGAUUGCCCAGUCUGCAUGCUAUAAAGGACAAGGACCCGCUCGUGCUCUUGCUGUUAGAUCUGAGUGCAUUUACUACAUACCUUUGAUCAAAAGUUUGGAACAGUUACUUUCACAUCCUGUUGUUCUAUCCAUGUUUGACAAAGGUGUAGAGACAUGCAGGGCUGGAUUUUUAAAGGACAUAAUUGAUGGUGAUAUUUUGAAAUCGCAUCCAUUGUUCUCUGUUAGACCCAAUGCCCUACAGCUGAUACUGUAUACUGACGAAAUAGAACUGUGUAAUCCUCUGGGGUCACAUGCCUCAAAAAACAAACUUCUAAUGGUGUAUUACACUUUAGGGAACAUACAUCCUAAAUAUAGGUCUAAGCUGGCUGCUAUCCGUUUACUUGCUAUUGCAAAAGCAACUGAUAUUGCUCAGUGUAGCAUUGAUGUGAUACUGAAUAGAAUACAAGAAGAUCUGAAUUUGCUGUACAAUGGUGUGAGGAUCAAAACAGUGGCGGGUGAGAGAGUUGUAUAUGGAGCAUUAGUCUCUUUUUGCGGUGACACCUUGGCUCAGCAUGAGGUUACAGGGUUUAAAGAGGGAGUUGGAUUUUCAUUCUGCAAAUGUAGACAUUGCGAGUGCAGUUUUGAAGACAUGCAGAUUUACUUUGAUGAGGACAGCUUUGUUCAACGGACAUUAGGUUGGCACAUCAGACAGUGUAAUGAAAUUGAGAGAGCCUCUACGGAUUUCCUAAGAAACAGUUUGAAAACCACAUACGGAAUUAACAGGAAAAGCAAAUUAGUAGACUUUCCAUCAUUUGAUCUAAUUAAGCAAACUCCGCAAGAUAUCAUGCAUGUAAUACUUGAAGGAGUAGCUCCACUAGAAAUAAAAAGUGUGUUGAAACAUCUGGUCCUGUCAGGACAGCUUGACCUAGACACAUUCAAUAGUGCUGUACUAGGAUAUCCGUACUCAGUUGAUGUCAGAGACAAGCCAUGUCCCAUAACUGUUACAACACUGUCAUCAAAUGACAACAAAUUGAAGCAAUCUUCUGGUCAAAUGCUUGUCCUCCUCAAGAUUUUACCAUUUGUAUUGGACAGUUGUGAAAGAAGUGAAUACACUGAAGCUCUUACUGAAUUAAUACAAAUAGUACAAAUGUUGUUUGCACCAGUAAUUUCUCUUGCAACCAUAUCAAACCUCAAAUCACUUAUCAAUCAGCACUUAGUUAACAUGAAGCAAUUGUUUCCUGAGAACAAAAUAACACCAAAGCAGCAUUAUCUGAUUCACAUUCCAGCACAGAUUAAAGCUUUAGGUCCAAUGGUGAGACAUAUGUGCAUGAGAUUUGAAUCCAAACACUGCUUUUUCAAACAGUGGUCAUCAAAAUUAAAUUUCAAGAAUGUAUGCAAGUCUCUAGUAAAGCACAACCAGAUGUAUGAAAGCUGUCAAAAUGUCAGCAGCAUGGACCACCCAAUUUUUUCAAAAGAGGUGGUAAUGGGACCAGUGUCUUGUGUGAGAGAUGCACAAUAUGUACAGGGUAAACUGAAGGAUUUUUUGGGUGUAGAAAAGGUGCACCAUAUUGUGUCUGUAAAAUGGCUCGAGCUGAAUGGCAAUAAGUUUGUCUGCCAGAAGUCAGUGAUUAUUAUUAAUGAAGUUGAAGGUUCCCCUGUAUUUGGACUUAUAAAAGACAUAUUCAUUGCAGAUUCUUCAUUGUAUUGCUUUGAAUGUCAAGUGUAUGACACUGUAGCUUACAAUCGUGGUUUUCUUUGCUAUGAAAUUGAAGUACCAAAUCUUGCUCAGGCUACUGAGUUUGUUGAUGCUGAUAAGAUUGUUGACUACACAUCUUAUUACACCAUUAGCUUUAAGAACCACACUUACGUUCCUCUGAAAUAUUAUCUCGGUGAUGUAAUUGGCUUACACAGAUGCACUACUGAAUAGUAUAGAAGCAAUUAAGUUAUGAGAAACAAAUUAAGGGAACAAUUGAGUUUUUGAAAUAGAGUAACUGUUCUGUCCUGUUGCAUUCUUUGAUUUAUGCUUUUGAUUUUUUAUUAUGUCAAGAAUGCCUGUAUGUGCUCAGGCAUAUGAAGUGGCUGGUCAAUGUUUGUAAUAAACAUAUACAUUUUAAAAUGUUCUGAAGAUAAGACAUGUGUUUAUAGAAUGUUUUUACCCUGUUGUACUAAUGUUAUUUGCUCUGUUUUUUUAUAGAAGCUAUGCACUCUGCCCCAAUUGCAAACAAAAUAAUAAAAUACUUUUCAGUCAAAUAUUGUCUUUAGUUUUUAUUGGAAAAUAUGUUAAAACUUAAGUCUUGUAUUUUUCGUCUCAUACACGUUUUAAGAACAUUGUAUUCUUAAAUUAAGUAAAGUUUUCUUGAAUUUCUUAUUUUAUAGCGGAGGGCCUCAGACACUUUCAGUAAUAACAGUAAAAUUUCUUAUUUCAUUUUAGGAAUUCCUUAUAAUUGGAAAAAAAAUCUUAAUAAGAUAAUC
Molecule: messenger RNA, 3494 nt
Organism: Astyanax mexicanus (Mexican tetra)
Lineage: Eukaryota; Metazoa; Chordata; Actinopteri; Characiformes; Acestrorhamphidae
Exons: 3
Coding region: 172-2949 (925 amino acids)
Source: RefSeq, a predicted model, not a curated record